Acanthosepion pharaonis is the source of this 456-nucleotide messenger RNA. The record is from the annotation of a GenBank genome assembly. NCBI's taxonomy places the organism in Eukaryota, Metazoa, Mollusca, Cephalopoda, Sepiida, Sepiidae.
AUGACCAACGAUAAAAAGAUGAAACGAAACGUCGUCGUCGUCGUCGCCGUCGCCGUCGCCGCCGCUUUCAUUGGUACUUCUUCCCCAAACGCCAUCGCCACCGUUGCCUCCACCAUCACAUUUCUCUUGAACUCCUUCCUUCUCUCCAACCCCGAUUCUCCAAAAGCAAGUACUACUAAUACAUGGAGUAUUCCUGUCACCACAGACCGCAGACAACACAGAAACAAAAACCACGCCAAGAUCAUUCUAAUAACAACUUCUAUCUAUCUAUCUAUCUAUCUAUCUAUCUAUCUAUCUAUCUAUCUAUCUCCACGAUUUUCUAUUCUAUUUUUUAGUCUUUUUACUUUAAGUUUAGUACUUAUAUUUCACGGUUCCUUUUUGUUUGUUAAUUUUUCUUUGUUGCUUUUUCUUUUUGUUUAUUUUGUUUCUUACUCCACCUCAUCCUUUCUUUCUUGA